Messenger RNA from Corticium candelabrum, 1341 nucleotides. RefSeq lists its product as uncharacterized. The transcript has a single exon. Gene Ontology annotation, molecular function: nucleic acid binding. Bases 1 to 1341 code for a protein of 446 amino acids. The record is from RefSeq and is a predicted model, not a curated record. Lineage: Eukaryota; Metazoa; Porifera; Homoscleromorpha; Homosclerophorida; Plakinidae.
AUGGCAACACAAUCAGGAAGACAUAUAAGAAGUAUAGAAAAGUCAAUUGUGCUUUCCGUGAGAGAUUUCUUUGUGAAAGAAAAGGAGGAUGGCCCCAUCCUUCUGGACAAACCGAUCCAGAGAGUAGCAGAAGCAACAGGGAUGCACCAGAGAACAAUCUACAGAAUCUGCAGAGAACAUAAAGAUAAGGGACAUAUUGAAAGUCCAAGGAAGAGAGGGAGAAAAGAACACAGUGGACCAGUUAGAGAGUACACAGACAAUUUUCAAGAGGCUGUAAUCAGGAGAAGAAUUCAUAAAUUCUACACUGACAAAGUCUUCCCCACAUUAACACUACUCCACGCUGCUCUAGUAGAAGAGGAGUUUCCAUAUUCAAGGGCAAGUUUGCAUAGGAUCAUUAGCAGAAUGGGCUUUCGACAUAAAACUAUGAACAGAAAAAAAUGUUUAUACGAACAGCACCGCAUUGUGGCCUCACGAGCCCAAUACCUGAAAGAAAUCAAACGAUUUCGAUCAGAAGGUAGGCCUAUUAUCUACCUUGAUGAAACAUGGCUAAAUCAGCACCAUACAGUGACAAAAUGCUGGACAGACUAUGACGGGAAAGGUGGCCUCAAGAUUCCUAGUGGUAAAGGAAAACGACUCAUAAUCCUUCAUGCAGGUUGUGAGCAAGGGUGGAUUGAUGGAGCUGAACUGAUUUUUGUUGGCAAAAGAGACUCAGGCGAUUAUCACAACGAAAUGAAUAUUUUACAUUUCAUGGAGUGGUUUAGAGAGAAGCUGUUACCAAACUGUCCACCUCGAUCUGUGAUUGUGUUGGAUAAUGCCAAGUACCACAACGCAGUUGUUGAAAAAAUACCAACCAAGUCAAGCAGAAAACAGGAUAUGUUAGACUGGCUUGCAAAGCAUAAAAUUCGCCAUGAAAAGAAGAUGUUAAAAGCUGAACUAUAUUUCUUAAUUUGGGCAACCAAUCCUGUUUCUGUAUACCAAACAGACGUCUUUGCACAAGAAAAGGGACACAGCUGUUUGCGUCUCCCUGUUGGUCACUGUGAACUAAAUCCUAUAGAGCUCGCAUGGGCACAAGUCAAAGGUUAUGCAGCUAGAAAGAAUACAGGGAUCAGUGGUUUUACUAUGGAGAACAUUUUGCAACUUGCCAGAGAAGGAAUGCUGGAAGUCACACCAGAUCGAUGGGCUGGCUGUGUGGAACAUGUAAGAGAAAAGUUGGAGAAGCACUAUUGGGAAGUAGACGGACUGAUGGACGACCUAGUUGAGCGAAUGGUAAUAGAAGUAGGCCAUGGCGACACCUCGAGCUCUGAGUCUGAAGAAACUGUUAGCGAUACAGAAAGUGACUAA